AGUCUUCAAGUGAGAGGAAUGGCUAGUAACGUUGCUUCGUCUCUGGAAAGCUUGAACAAUCCGGAUUCCAUUUCUUAUCUGACGCAGCAGGAGGCGGCUGAGAUUGAUGAGGUUCUUAUUGGUCCUCUUGGGUUUAGCAUCGACCAGUUAAUGGAAUUGGCUGGUUUGAGUGUUGCAACAUCUAUAACUGAGGUUUACAGGCCAAAUGAAUAUAGUCGUGUUCUUGCUAUUUGCGGUCCAGAAAAUAAUGGUGGUUAUGGUCUGGUUGCUGCUCGUCAUCUACAUCACUUUGGGUAUAAACCAUUUGUUUGUUAUCCAAAACGUACUCCGAAGCCUCUUUACACUGGUCUGGUUACCCAGCUCGAAUCACUGUCAGUCCCUUUCUUGUCAAUCGAAGACCUGCCUGCGGACCUGUCAAAUGACUUUGACAUUAUAGUAGAUGCACUGUUUGGAUUCUCAUUCUAUGGUAACCAAAGGCCUCCUUUUGAUGACCUCAUCCGAAAGAUGGUUUGUUUGCACAUUAAUAAUCAAAUAUGUCAAAUAUUACCUGCUAUUGUGUCUGUGGACAUUCCCUCCGGGUGGCAUGUUGAAGAAGGUGACAUAAAUGGUGAAGGCAUUACUCCUGACAUGCUGGUUUCAAUAACUGCUCCAAAGUUGUGUGCCAAGAAGUUUUGUGGUCCUCACCAUUUCCUUGGGGGUAGAUUCAUUCCAGCUGCUAUUGCAGAUAAGUUUAAACUUCAUCUUCCACCAUAUCCUGGCACUUCCAUGUGUGUACGGAUAGGAAAGCCUCCACCAAUUGAUAUAUCAUCUCUAAGAGGGAACUACAUUUCAACAGAGUUCCUUGAGGACCAUGUGGGAGCUGACCCUAUAGAUCAGUUCCACAAAUGGAUUAAUGAUGCAGUGGCAGCUGGGUUGCAGGGACCAAAUGCUGUGGCUUUGUCAACUGCCAGAAAAGAUGGAAAACCUUCAUCACGAAUGGUCUUGCUUAAAGGAGUUAACAAAGAGGGUUUUGUUUGGUCUACCAAUUAUGAAAGUCGGAAGGCAUGUGAAAUAUCUGAAAAUCCUCGUGUGGCACUUCUUUUCUAUUGGGAGGGUCUUAAACGCCAGGUAAGAGUGGAAGGGAAUGUGCAGAAGCUUUCUGAUGAAGAAUCUGAGAAUUACUUCCAUACUCGUCCUCGUUGUGCUCAGAUCGGAGCAUUAGUUAGCAAGCAGAGUACCAUUAUUCCUGGAAGGGAUGCUCUUCAUCAAGAAUAUAAAGAACUGGAAGCAAAAUUUUCUGAUAGAACUAUGAUUCCAAAGCCCAAAAGCUGGGGAGGGUACCGUCUAAAACCAGUAAACAUUGAGUUUUGGCAAGGACAACAGUCUCGUCUGCAUGAUCGGUUGCAAUAUUCUCUUCAAGAGAUCGAUGCGAGGCCAGUAUGGAAAAUUAAUCGGUUGGCCCCAUGACUAGUAUUUUGAUUUCAUCUUGUAAUGAUCUUGAUACGGAUCCAUUUAUUGCUUUUACAUAUUGUUCAGUUAAACUGGUGAGAGGCAUGCAUAAUGCAUCGCAUGAUUUUCAUGGUUAAGUUCA
Molecule: messenger RNA, 1570 nt
Organism: Telopea speciosissima
Lineage: Eukaryota; Viridiplantae; Streptophyta; Magnoliopsida; Proteales; Proteaceae
Product: pyridoxine/pyridoxamine 5'-phosphate oxidase 1, chloroplastic-like
Exons: 13
Coding region: 19-1446 (475 amino acids)
Biological process (GO): pyridoxine biosynthetic process
Cellular component (GO): mitochondrion
Molecular function (GO): pyridoxamine phosphate oxidase activity; FMN binding; NAD(P)HX epimerase activity
Source: RefSeq, a predicted model, not a curated record